GGGAAGGAAGUAGCGGCGAGCCAGUCGGACUACGAAACAGGGCGGGAACUACAGUUCCCAGCAGGCCGCGGGGACGGGGACGGCCGCUGCGAAGGAGAGCGGGCCGAGCAGCCUUGCGCGCGCGGCGGGGAUGGAACGUUGCUAGAAUUCGCGGGUCUUGCGGCUGGGGCUCGAUUCGCAGGCUGGGAACCGCCGCGCGCCAAAGCGGGAAUCCGAGAGGCACGCAGCUCUGCAAUUAAUGCACGUAUUUAAAACUCCCGAACCUGCGGACGCCAUGCACAGGAAGCACCUCCAGGAGAUUCCGGACCAGAGUAGCAACGUUUCCACCAGCUUCACGUGGGGAUGGGAUUCCAGCAAGACUUCCGAACUAUUGUCAGGCAUGGGAGUCUCAGCCCUGGAGAAGGAGGAGGUGGACAGUGAGAACAUCCCCCAGGAACUGCUCUCAAACCUGAGCCACCCGCAGAGCCCCCCACGGAAACGGCUGAAGAGCAAAGGGAAUGACAAAGACUUUGUGAUUGUUCGCAGGCCUAAACUGAAUAGAGAGAACUUUCCAGGUGUUUCAUGGGACUCCCUUCCAGACGAGCUGCUUUUGGGCAUCUUUUCCUGUCUGUGCCUCCCUGAGCUGCUAAAGGUCUCCGGUGUUUGCAAGAGGUGGUAUCGCCUAGCGUUUGAUGAGUCCCUAUGGCAGACGUUAGACCUCACAGGUAAAAAUCUGAGCCCAGAUGUGAUUGGCCGGUUGCUGUCUCGAGGGGUGAUUGCCUUUCGCUGCCCACGAUCAUUUGUAGAUCAACCAUUGGUGGAACAUUUCAGCCCUUUUCGUGUUCAGCAUAUGGACCUGUCAAACUCAGUCAUGGAUGUGUCUAUCCUCCAUGGCAUUCUGUCUCAGUGCUCCAAGUUACAGAAUCUGAGCCUGGAAGGCCUGCGGCUUUCGGAUCCCAUCGUCAAUAAUCUUGCGCAGAACUCAAACUUAAUCCGCCUAAAUCUUUCUGGGUGUUCUGGAUUCUCUGAAAUGGCCCUGAAGACUUUGCUAAGCAGCUGUUCCAGACUGGAAGAGCUGAACCUCUCUUGGUGUUAUGACUUCACUGAGAAGCAUGUGCAAGUUGCUGUUGCACACGUGUCGGAGACCAUCACCCAGCUGAAUCUCAGUGGCUACCGAAAGAACCUCCAGAAGUCAGAUGUCUCUACUUUAGUUAGAAGAUGCCCCAAUCUUGUCCACCUAGACUUAAGUGAUAGUGUUAUGCUAAAGAAUGACUGCUUUCAGGAAUUUUACCAGCUCAACUACCUCCAACAUCUAUCACUCAGUCGGUGCUAUGAUAUAAUACCUGAAACUUUACUUGAACUUGGAGAAAUUCCCACGCUUAAAACACUACAAGUUUUUGGAAUCGUGCCAGAUGGUACCCUUCAACUGUUAAAGGAAGCCCUUCCUCAUCUACAGAUUAACUGCUCCCAUUUUACUACCAUUGCCAGGCCAACUACUGGCAACAAAAAGAACCAGGAGAUAUGGGGCAUCAGAUGUCGACUGACACUGCAAAAGCCCAGUUGUCUAUGAAGUAUUUAUUGCAGAAUGGUGUCCCUCUUUUUUUGGAACAGGAGAAAAAGGCAGGAACCCAAGUGCUAGAGCAUUCUGCUGGUUUUAGUCUUGGUUUUCCCUUUGCCUUCAUUCUGCAAGUAUAGUAGGGAACCAUAUGAGAGGGAAACUAUGAAGUCUUGCUUGUUUGAAAUGACUGUCAAAGCUUGUGUCAUUGCUUUGUUCUUAAGAGCUAAAGUUCUAGGCCUUAUGAAAUUUUAGGAGAAUAAGUCUGUAAUUUCAAAGAUACUUUAAAGAACGAAAUUUGAGCCACCUCUUCCAAGUGCCCUUAUUAAGUCUGUUCAGAAUCAAUCUUAAAAAUUACCACUGGCAGAGUUUCCAUAGCCUGUGUGGUAUCUUUUAUCUAUUUAACUUUUCAAUAUUGCUUUAUAAGAUAUGACUUGGAAAACAAUAAGCUAUUCUGUAUGUAAGCUAAACAGAAAGUGAAUCAUAGGAUAGUAGAAUUUGAGGCAAUCGCCUCUGGGGAUAAGGAAAAAAAUACAUUUUAGUUUUGCCUUUAAGUUGAAAAUUAGGUGAAGAGAAAUAAAUAGGCACAUGUAAUUUACCUUAAAAUCUAAAUAAAAAACAAGAGAACAACCAGAGGUAUAGAAUUUAUAUAGGAUUUGAAGGUUCAAGAGAUAAUUUCUUAUGUCAGGUUAAUUUGAAAUAUACUUUCAUGUUCAUUAAGGUACUGUACUCCCAGAAUUCUAAAUUAUGUGAAAAAUAAUUAUGUUUUUCUAACUUCAUAAUUGAAUUAUGUCACAUGGGUUCUUUGACUUUUAAAAUGACUUGCUUUGUUUUAGAAAGAUUGUAUUAACGCAGUCUCUAUUCUUGAAGAGUUGCAUGGAAGAAUACUGAAGUAGCCUGCUGUUUUUCUUUAGUGCUGAGAUUCUUGAGGUUAUUUUUAUAUUAUUCUAGAAUCAG
Otolemur garnettii (small-eared galago) is the source of this 2491-nucleotide messenger RNA. RefSeq names its product S-phase kinase associated protein 2 (gene SKP2). Bases 239 to 1549 code for a protein of 436 amino acids. Gene Ontology annotation, molecular function: protein binding. The transcript has 10 exons. The record is from RefSeq and is a predicted model, not a curated record. Lineage: Eukaryota; Metazoa; Chordata; Mammalia; Primates; Galagidae.